CAGUGCAUAUAUGUUCUCUCUCACUCAUGAAUACUUCUGUAUUACUUGUAGAUAUGUAUUCGGAAAUGUGUUCUCCUGUCAAGACCUCGUAUGAGAGGUUAUAAAUAAAUCAAUUUGUGAAUUUGAUUCAAUGAUGAUUUCGAAUCUCAAAAUUUGGCUUUCCUUGCUAGUGAGUUCAGGAACAUAAGCAUCUGUUGACAUAAAGAGCAUCUUAAGAUGUUAUUGCCAGACUACGAAUUAGGACCUAGGUUGAUGCUUGAACGUGUGGUUAUGUUUAUGUCUACAUGCCCCACUCUUCGUCAGGAAAACAUUACCUGAUUAUAUAUAAAUGUCUGCUGAGACAUACAUAUAGUGUACACAUUUGAUAUAUAAAUAGAUAUAUGUGCCAAUAUAUAACAGAAGCCUCUUUGGUUGAUACUCUUGAAUUAACUUGAUUGAACUUGGUUAUGCAGAAGCCUGACUAUCUGUUCUGGAUUGAGCGACUUGCAAUAAUGAUUUUGGAACUCGACUGUACUGACCAAACUCCAAACAGUUUGUUCAUAGCCAGGGGUCUCUUUUUUCUUACCAACAGUUGUUACAGUGUUGACUCCUAUACACCAGCAUUUAUGAAUAAGGGUCUCAUAUCUAAAGCUUACGCUCCUAAACUCAGAGAAGUUGAAAAGGGUUUAAAAGCAGAGAAAAAGAAAGCCAAAAUUGAGGAUGAGCCACAAAUAGGGAAGUUUGAAGUUCAUCAAGGAGAUCAUAACAAUUGGGAAAAGGAAUUGGUGGCUAAAUAUAGGUUUAUGGAUCAUAUAUCAGAGUCCACAUGUACCAAAAUUGAGGAUGAGUCGCCAAAACAAAAGUUGGAAGUUCAUCACCAAGAUGAAAAUAACAGUUGGGAAAAGGAAUUGGUGGCUAAAUAUGGGUGUAUGGAGCAUAUGUGAGAAUUCAAAUGUACCAAACCUAAGGACACUGCCAAGUAUGAAAAUGAAGAAGAACCAUCAAAAGAUGAAAGAUACCAUUGGGAAGAGGAAUUGGAUGGGUUUAUGGAGGAGCAUGUAUCGGGAUUCACGUGCAUCAAACCUAAGGAGACUAAGAAAUCUGAAAUUGAAGAAGAGGCACCAAUAGAAGAGAAUUACAGAUGGCCAAGGGAAGAGGAUUUGGAAGUUGUAGAAGCACUGAAAGAAGAAAACAACAAAUCAUUGGGUGAGGGCAACGCACGAUGUUACAAAUGGAAAUGGUCUGAUGAUAUGUCAUCAGAUCUUCCAAGUCCUUGGGAUUAUUUUGCUACAUAUAAAGACAUGGAUAAAGUUGAUGAUAACUGGGGAAAACAAUUGGUGAUGGCAGAUCAAAUUGAUACUGUCAAUGGCAAUGGUAGCAGUGAUCCGAUGGAGACCACAACAGCUGAAUAUGAAAGCAAUAAGGAACCACUUCUUCUUGAGGACACUGGAGAAGUUGAGAGACUGAGAGCUGAAAAUGAUAAUUUGAAGAGAGAAAAGGAAGCAUUGGAGAGCGAAAAGGAAGCAUUGGAGAGAGAAAAGGAAGCAUUAGAGGAUACAUUGAAGGCAGAGAUACUUAAACAUGAAGAUACUCUCCUCGAGUGGAAAAUGCACGAUCAGAAGCUUGAUGCAAUGCUUGUUGAAGCGAAGAUGAAGUCUCAAGCUUUAGUUGAGGAGUUAGAUUCUCACUCCAAGUUUGAGGAACAAAUGCUGGAAACGCUUAAAGCUUACAAAAAAGAUUGCAGAAAAUGGGAGCAAGACAAUAAAGACAUUGGUGCAAAAUUUGAAGCUGUAAUUUCAGCUAUUAGAAAAGAUCAGCAGACUUUGCUAACUGGUCAAGGACAUGUUUGCAAGUGCAAGGCAGAACGCAAGAAAUGGGAAAACGAGAAAAUCACACUCAAUGAACAGCUUGAGGCAGUGAAUUCUUGGUACGAGUUCUAUUUUGAAGUGGCAACGACAGCAAACUAUUGGAAUCAAUACUAUAUGCAAAGGGAAAAUUAUUACAGUAUUUGGUUGCGUUACUAUGAGGACAACAUCUACAGCCUUGUCAAAAGUAACAGUGACCUUGCUAAAAGGCUCGAGGUAGAAACUAGUUUGUCCACUAGUUAUCACAAUCAUGUUUUUGACUAUGAAGAGAGAUGCAGGGCGCUCGAGGAAGACAAGAACAAUCUCACUGCAAAGCUUUGUGCUGCCAAUGCCUCAUCUGAACUAUAUCGAAGCAUGUUACGUGACUUGGCCACUUAGAAUUUUCUAUUUUCUUUGCCUGAUGCAACUUUAUUCUCAGAAGCAGACAUGCUUAGGUUCUAUAGUGGUUUAGAUACUAUUGGACUAUUGUCUUUUAAUUAUAUCUUACUGUUAGCAGACUUUAUGCAUUGUGCAUCUUCUUAGAUGAACGGUAUAUACAGAGAC
Rosa rugosa (rugosa rose) is the source of this 2387-nucleotide messenger RNA. RefSeq lists its product as uncharacterized. The coding region runs from base 1026 to 2222 and encodes 398 amino acids. The record is from RefSeq and is a predicted model, not a curated record. The transcript has 4 exons. Lineage: Eukaryota; Viridiplantae; Streptophyta; Magnoliopsida; Rosales; Rosaceae.